Syzygium oleosum is the source of this 579-nucleotide messenger RNA. Its product is annotated as secreted RxLR effector protein 161-like. Lineage: Eukaryota; Viridiplantae; Streptophyta; Magnoliopsida; Myrtales; Myrtaceae. The record is from RefSeq and is a predicted model, not a curated record. The coding region runs from base 1 to 579 and encodes 192 amino acids. The transcript has a single exon.
AUGUUAGACAGGUUUCAGAUGAAGAAUUGCAAUUCUGUGAGUACACCAAUUGAGUUUGGUUUGAAGCAUUUGAAAGAUCCUGAAGGAAGAAAGGCGGCUGACACCCUCUACAAGCAAAUUGUGGGAAGCUUGAUGUACUUACGACCUAAUACAAUGCAUGCCGUGAGUCUCAUUAGUAGGUACAUGGAAUGCCCAAGAGAGAUGCAUCUUAAUGUUGCAAAAAGAAUUUUUCGAUACUUGCAAGGUAUUGCUGCUUAUGGGCUGUUUUAUAAGAAGGAAGAGAAGUCAUAUUUAUUUGGCUUUGCAGAUAGUGAUUAUACUGGAGAUCUAGAUGAUAGAAGAAGCACUUUAGGAUACAUUUUUAUGCUGGGUUCAGGAGCUAUGUCAUGGUCCUCAAAGAAGCAACCAAUUGUUUCUUUAUCAGCAAUUGAAGUUGAGUUCGUAGCUGCAACUUCAUAUGCCUGUCAAGCUAUUUGGCUAAGGAAGAUUCUUGAAGAACUUCUGUUCAAGCAACAAGGAGCAACUUCCAUUUACUGUGACAGCAGCUCAGUCAUUAAACUCUCCAAAAAUCCUGUUUAA